Planococcus citri (citrus mealybug) is the source of this 1623-nucleotide messenger RNA. It is a transcript of the gene HemK2, whose product is annotated as HemK methyltransferase 2. Gene Ontology annotation, molecular function: protein methyltransferase activity; S-adenosylmethionine-dependent methyltransferase activity; nucleic acid binding. Bases 132 to 770 code for a protein of 212 amino acids. The record is from RefSeq and is a predicted model, not a curated record. Gene Ontology annotation, cellular component: eRF1 methyltransferase complex. Gene Ontology annotation, biological process: methylation. The transcript is spliced from 5 exons. Lineage: Eukaryota; Metazoa; Arthropoda; Insecta; Hemiptera; Pseudococcidae.
UACAAAACAUUGAAAAGUUUCAAAACUAAAUUUGUAAACAUCGAAUUUGAUAACAGCAGAAUGCAGUGAAAAAUGAAAAUGUGAAAAACUUGCGAAAAAAGGUGGAAAAUGCCCUGAAAAUAAUUAUUAAAAUGAGCUCCAUCGUUACACCGCAAUGGAGUUUCAGUUUACUGAAAGAAAAAGACGUCUAUGAACCGGCAGAAGACUCAUUUCUCUUAUUAGAUGCCAUAGAACAAGAUCUCAAGCAGCUAACUUCAACAAAACCCAACAUAAUUCUGGAAAUUGGUAGCGGAUCUGGAGUUAUUAUUACAGCUUUAGCAUCUGUAUUCAAAACCGAUGCGUUCUGUUUAGCUGUAGAUAUCAACAUAGAUGCUUGCACAGUUACGAAAAACACUGCUCAGCUGAAUAAUGUUCAGGUCGAUGUGAUAAAUGCGAACUUGCUCGAUGGUGUCCAUCUUCGAGAAGCUAUCGAUGUGAUUGUAUUCAAUCCUCCUUAUGUAGCUACCGAAUCGGAAGAAACUCUGGUAGAAGGUAUAGCUCAAGCAUGGGCUGGUGGAGAAAACGGAAGAGAAAUACUCGAUCGAUUAUUACCGUCGAUAAGUAAAGCUAUAUCGAACACAGGUGUACUUUAUUUGGUAGCCAUCAGUUACAACGAUGUUGAAAAUUUAAUCGUUCAAAUGAAACCGUACGAUUUGAAAGGCGAAAUCAUAAUGAGAAGACAAAUUCAAGGAGAAUUACUGUUUAUUUUGAAAUUCAGCAAAAUGAAAUAAAUCAACCUGUUUACACGCUCAACGAUUAGCUCAUUCGAGAUCCUUCAUUUGCUGUGAUAUUGUGUUCGAUGAAUAUGAUGUAUUCAAAAAACCAUUAAACUGGAAGACUAUUUGAAAGUAACCUAGUUUAAAUAUUUUACGAAUUUCGUUGUGUAAUUCGCACAGGUAGUUUAUUCAUCGAACGAAUCACCAAACACGUUUCUAUCAUUGGAGGAUCAGAUUUUAUCGCUGGCAAAAAUUGAUAUUGUAAUAAUAACUUCGAUAUGAUGAUUUUCAUCUCAAUCAUGGCAAAUUUUUGUCCUGUAAAACGAAUAAUAGCGUGUUAAAAUUUCCAUUUCGAAUUCGAUGGCAUUUUACGUGAAACUUUACCUAUGCAGUUUCUCGGACCAGCGCUAAAUGGAAUGAAAGCAAAUGGAGGUCUGUUAUCCCUGCUUUCGAAUCUUUCAGGGUAGAACUUCUCUGGAUUGGGAUAGAGAUUUUUAUCUCGAUGCAAAAAAAAUAUAAACAUAUUCACUAAAGAUCCAGUUGGAAGCAAGAAUCCACCUAUGGAAAAAAUAUCGUCAGCUUGUGUGAGCUAUUAAUUUUUAACGUUAGUGAGUUUGUGUUUGAAUUAUGUACUUGGAAGUCGAACAUCUUCGUUGACUUUUCUCGAAACGAUAGGAAUUGUUGCGUAUAAUCUCAUGGUUUCUUUUAUCACGCAUUCUAAAUAUUUCAUAUUAACGUAAUCUUGAUAACUUGGAUUUCCUUCUGUGUCUGAAAAAGUUGUUUUUAUUUCUUCUAACAAUUUGCUCUGUAAUUCGAAUAUCGGAGAAUUAAUUUUAAAGUAGUCUUCGAAUAAAAAUCUAUCGUGGUU